AUGUUGCGGCUCUUGGGUCUCGGCUUUCUGGCAUCGGUUUCGGCCCUGUUGACCGAAGCAGGAGUCGUCGUCCUCAAAGACGAUGAAACUUGGGACAAGUACAUCGAUCCAGCCAACAACAAGGUCGGCAUGAUCGAGUUCUACCAGCCCUGGAGCGGCGAAUGCCAACAAUUCAAGCCAAUUUACGAAGAAGUUGCCGCGGAAUUGUUGGAGCACGACAUCCGAGUGGCUAAAGUUGACAUAACUGAAUUCAAGCUGAAACAAAAAAUCGACGAAAUGGAAGUGACCGAGUACCCAACCAUCUUUUCCGUCAGAAAAGGCGAACUCAUGCUCUACAACGACAUCCGAGACGUCGCUACAAUCAAGCAGCAUCUUUUGGACAUGCGAAGUUCCAAGUGGAAGAAGCCAGAAGAGCUCGUCGUUGAAUUGACAGACGAAAACUUUGAAGACUAUGUCAACGGAGAAGAAUUCACAGUCGUCGAAUUCUACGCCCCCUGGUGCGGCCAUUGCAAAAAGCUCAUUCCAGAAUACGAAGCCGCCGCAGCUGCACUUGCCAAAGACGGAAUCAAGCUUGCCAAGAUCGAUGCGAACAAGUACACUGAGCUCGGUCAGCAAUACGGCGUCAGCGGUUACCCUACUUUGAAGAUUUUCAGAAGAGGCAAGGAAUUCGACUACAAUGGGCCGAGAGAGCGAAAGGGAAUCAUUUCUUAUGUCUUGGAUCAGGUCUCCCCGCCGAGCAAGGAAGUGGAGGUGAAGAAAGAAUACAAGAAGAUUUUGGAGAAAGGCACUAAGAAGGGUCCAGGAUUGGGCUUAAUUGCCUUCUUCGAAAACCCCGAAGACGAACUGAUCAACAAUUAUGCCGAUGCCGCCAACGAUCUCCGCGAAGACUUCGCUUUCUACCACGUCAAUGGCGAAAACGUCGCCGCUUUCGGAGGCAAGAACGGACACCUCCGACUCAGCCAGCCUACUCAUCUUCAGUCAAAAUAUGAGCAAAAGUUCUUGGAUUUGGACUUGUCCGGCAAAAGCGCAGAAGACAUCAAAAACUGGGUGAUUGAGCACACUCUUCCUCUCGUCGGAGCCGUUACUCCCGCCACAAGCAAAUUCUACGAGCACCAAUAUCCCCGCUGCUUGGUAUUCUACUCGGUGGAUUUCUCUCACGCGUACAUCAAGAACACGCAAUUAUGGCGCGAGAAGGUGCUCAAGAUCGCAAUCGACUUUGUGAAAAGAGGCGAAAACGUCAUCUUUGCCGUCGCGGACGAGGAUCAGAAUAAGGAGCUUUUGAAAAAGUUCAACUUGCACGAUUCUGGUGAGGAGCUGAAUAUUGGCUACAUUGGAGCGGAUAAACUUUACUACCCGAUGGAGGAAUUCGAUGAGUGGGAUCACGACGAAAUCAGCGAUUUUGUCAAAUCUGUUCUCAAGGGAAAAGCCAAGCCCUUCAUCAAGUCCGAAAAAGUGCCAAAAACCCAAGGGAACGUCAUUAAAGUCGUGGGAAAAACCUUCAAGCAAAUCAUCGACGACGACUCGAAAAAUGUCAUGAUUGAAUUUUAUGCUCCUUGGUGUGGCCAUUGCAAGCAAUUGGCUCCAAUUUAUGACGAGCUCGGUGACGAGUUCAAAGCCGACGAAUCUACUGUCAUCGCGAAAAUGGACGCCGUCGCCAACGACAUCACCAAUCCAGAAUACAUCGUCGAGGGCUUCCCGACGAUCUAUUUCAAGCCAGCUGGUGGAAAGCCAAUGAUUUAUGACAAAGGUCGAGAAAUUGCCGAUUUCAUCACUUUUAUCGAGGAGAAUAAAGCCGGAGCGGAAAAGAAAGAAGAAAAAACAGAGGAAACAGAGGACAGUCCAAAAGACGAGCUCUAA
This is a messenger RNA of Oikopleura dioica, 1857 nucleotides long. Lineage: Eukaryota; Metazoa; Chordata; Appendicularia; Copelata; Oikopleuridae. The record is from the annotation of a GenBank genome assembly.